Corticium candelabrum is the source of this 2597-nucleotide messenger RNA. Its product is annotated as antiviral innate immune response receptor RIG-I-like. Lineage: Eukaryota; Metazoa; Porifera; Homoscleromorpha; Homosclerophorida; Plakinidae. Gene Ontology annotation, biological process: regulation of apoptotic process. Gene Ontology annotation, molecular function: protein binding; nucleic acid binding; ATP binding. Gene Ontology annotation, cellular component: cytoplasm. The record is from RefSeq and is a predicted model, not a curated record. Bases 11 to 2479 code for a protein of 822 amino acids. The transcript has 2 exons.
UCCUUGACGCAUGGCUUCUGACUAUCGUCGAUUUCUCUAUCAGAUCGCAAAUGAUGUCACAGCAAAAGAUCUACAGGGCCUAAAGUUUCUUUGCUGCGGUAUCGAGAUUCCUCGUGCCAUUUGCGAGAACAUCAAUAAUGCGAUGGAGUUCAUAGAUUGCCUCGAACAACGAGGCAUAGUAAGCGAAAGCAACACAGAACGCCUAGAAGAGCUUUUCAAAGAUAUACACAGAAUAGAUGUGGCAGACAAGAUUCGUAAAUACAGAGAGUCCAGGGUCUCUGAAACCAGGAAAGAUGCCACACCUACUAUUGCAGCUGCGUCGCGCCAAGAUUCUACUUGUAUGCAAGCAAGUGAUCACAUUACACAUAACUUCAGAACAGUUGAUCAACCUACCGAAACACACUCAACUUCACGUGAUGACUCUGUGCGUGACGGUGUAGCUCCUCCCACCCCAAGAUCAGAAACUUUUUGUCUUUCACCAGACGCGGUUGCUGACGCUUGUGGAGACUGGAACGGUUUUCGAACCUUGAUACCUCGUUCAUAUCAAACAGAGCUCAGAGACUAUGCAGUUUCGUCGGGAAACUCAAUCAUUUAUGCUCCCUAUCGAUCAGGCAAAUCACUGGUUGCUGCACUAGUUGCAGAGUAUUACUUGGAACGUUGUGAAUUUCCUGAAGACUAUCGUAUUUUGUUUGUCGUUGAUGAAGUCUCUCUGAUCGAUCAGAAGAAAGGAGUGAUGGAAGGGUGGCUGAAGCCAAGAUUCACUUUUCUCAAAACGGCAGGAAUAUCCGGGCAAAGUGCAACAGUGCAGCCACUCGAUGAAUGUAUCAAAGAAUGUCAAUUAGUUGUUUUGACGGCAGGCGUCUUGCACAAUCACUUGGUUGGGAGGGGAGAUUUUGUUGCAAUUCCCUGCUCUUCGUUUCACUUGUUGAUUAUGGAUGAAUGUCACCACACCAGAGACAAACACGUUUACAAUAAAAUUAUGAUGGACUACAUGGCUGCUAAAAGGAAGGGCCAUCACGUGCCGCGUGUCUGUGGCCUCACCUCUUUUAUUCCAACAAAAGCAAAAGGAGAUUUGGAAAAAGCUGUUAAGCACAUUGCCCAGCUCUGUGCCAAUUUGGAUACAAACACGAUUGUACGAGUGACAAAAAAUGUUACAGAACUGAUGGCAUUUACCAAAGCUCCAGACGAGGCAAUCUACAAUAUACCUUCUGUUUCUGCUGACCCCUUUCAUGUCAAAAUUUCCCGGAUAAUAGAGUUUUCAGAAAGGGAAGUUCUGAAAGAGAGUCCACCCUCGAGAACUGUUGACUAUGGAACGUUGGAAUAUCAAAACUGGCUAAACAAGAGAAGACAUGGAAAUGACUCGUGCAUUUGUUGCCUUGUGCAGUUGAAUCAAGCACUGAUCAUAAACAAAGAUGUCACAACCUGUGAAGCUGCUCGUUUCCUUCAAGUUUAUUUGGCAGGCACGAACAGGUCCGAGCUAGAUAGUUCUCAAAAGAACCUACUUGACAGCAUACAACAGGAAGUCGAGUCUGUUGAAGAGUCCUGUCGUAGUCCGAGACUGGAAAGAUUGAGAGAAGUUCUAGUCCAGAUUUACCGUGAUACACCAAAUGUACGAACAGUUCUCUUUACCAAGACUGCAUUUUCUACACUCGCUCUUGUCGACUGGAUCUCUUUUGACGCUGACCUCCAAUUUCUCAAACCAGUCUCUCUGAACGGCUCUGAAACAAGUGAAGAAAAAGAGCUCAUUGUGAAGAAACUGAGAACUGAAUCUAAAGUUGUUGUUUGCAGCACCACAUCCGUGCAAGGUUUGUCCUUGACAGAAUGUCAUGUAGCUGUUCGAUACGGCGUGAUCGAAGAUGAAAUCAGCGUAGCUUACCAGAGUCAAGAUGAUAUUGAACAACACGGUAGUGUACGAGUUUUGGAGGCAGGAACGGUUCACCCAGAAGUCUCAGAAGAGGCUCUAGCACGGUUUUGCAGCUUGUCGCUAGCACAGCGAAGACGAAAAAUUCAAGCCGUCAAUAGGCUUGAACUUGAGAAACAGAAGAAAAUUGAGAAGCCUUUCGUUUCUCUGGACCUCACUAGACUGUGUCUCUACUGCAAGAGUUGUGGGCAGUAUCUGUGCAGAGGAGACUCAGUAAGGAAACUGAAGGGCAUGCACAAGGUCGCUACAGGCCGAGAAUUCAAAGAGCACGCGAUUUGGCCCAAGUCAACGACGGGCAAGAGAAAGUCAGAAAGUAGAGAAACGUAUGCUGUUGAUGAUGUUUCCUUUGUUGGUAAAGUUUCAUGCCGCAGUUGUAGUAGUCAGUUGGGAUCAGUAAUGUUGACAGAUGGAGACCGCUUCCCGGGAAUAAAAUGUGAUAGCUUGCUAUAUUCGUAUGGAGAAUGUGAAGCUCUUUCUGAUGACGUAAAGAAAAUCAACUUUUCCAAAGCCAUGAAAACGUCAUUCACAGAAACGAUUAUUGACCUUAGCAGCAGCUGACUUAAUUGGUUUUAGAAAGAUGACAUAUGCAUGUGAUAAUAUUCAAUAGUUUAAAAUUGUGAAUUGCUAUUUUUAGUGUUGUGGCUGAUAAUUAUAAUGAUGGUGAUGAUAUUGUGCA